AUGCAUCUGUGGCAGGCCACCAUUCCAUUUUGCCUAUUGGCGGCGGCUGCCCUGCCUGGCGCCGCCGCCACAGCUUGGGGCUUUGCUGAUGCCACCGUGGCCGUUCAACCAAAAGGUGCUGGUGUCAAUGGAGGUUUCAAGGAACAACUUGUUGCAUCCAAGGCGCUCUCCAAGCCCAUCUCCCUUUUCGGUGCCGAUACCCUACGCGUCACCUUGACAGCUCAAGAAGAUAGCUCUCCAAAGCGGCCAGACCAGGCUUUCCUUUUGCUUAAGGAUGCCCAGACUGGAUUGGAUAUCUCUUAUCUUUUCAAUGUCAAGGAUAAUGGCAAGUCAAGAGUCGAAUUGAGCCAGAAAGACCUGCCGAUUCAAUUCCUUUCCCUGUCCGGUCCAGUUGAUGCCCGUAUUGUCAUUGGUGGGUUUGGAAGCUCCGAUGCCUACGACAGCUCUGUGUUCAAGUUGUCGAUUGACCGCAACCCCGAAGAGGCCGUGCCGACCGUUAAAACUGAGCGAUAUGGCAAGAAGCCCGAGAUCCACCAUAUCUUUAAGGAUUCUGCGUCUAGCCCGCCAAUUGUCAUCACCUUGGCAUUUGUCGCUAUGGUCGGCGCUGCUAUUCCCGCUCUUGCUGGCUUGUGGCUCUUCCUCGGCGCCAACAUCAACCAUCUACCCUCCGCAUUCAAGUCUGCCCCUCUCUCGCACGCCGUCUUCCUCGGAUCGUUGACCGCAUUUGAGGGGAUCUUCUUCCUCUACUAUACCUCGUGGAACUUGUUCCAGAUCCUCCCCGCAAUGGCUGUCGUCGGUGCGAUCGCAUUUGUCAGUGGUAGCCGUGCGCUGGGCGAAGUACAAGGUCGGCGCCUUGCUGGUCUCCGGUAA
This is a messenger RNA of Penicillium egyptiacum, 870 nucleotides long. The record is from the annotation of a GenBank genome assembly. Lineage: Eukaryota; Fungi; Ascomycota; Eurotiomycetes; Eurotiales; Aspergillaceae.